GGUGGUGGUGGUGGUGGUGGUGGUGGUGGUGGUUCUGGUUCUGGUGGUGGUACUUCGGGACACGGUGGUGGUCAUGGUGGUGGUCAUUCUGGUCGAGGUCGUCGAGGUGGUGGUGGUAGGGGGUAUGGAGAAGAUGGUUGGUAUGGUGAUGGUACAGGAUUGGGAAUGAGGAAAAAUUCAUCGUUGGCAAGGUUGCAUACUCGGACACGAUCACUGAGGGAGAUCUCAGAGCAGAGACUCUCAGCCAUCAUGACUGCCGCUGUAGCCGGUCCCGGCCCGGACUCUGACGGCUGGGAAGCGCUCGAGUCGCUUGGUCUCGCUCGCGCCGAGUCGUACUCUGUGCCUUCACUCGCUGGUUCGGUCAGCGUCCUGCCCAAGGACUCGAUGGUGGCUGAUAGCGAGGAGCUGAAUCGGACCGUGGCCGAGAUGGCGGCGGGCAAGCGGCAAGUUCGAAAUGGGGACCUGGCGACGCAGUCGUUCUUUGUCCCGACAGCCAGACAGAGGCGGAAGCGUGCCGGAAGCAACGAUAGCACGCGUAGCGAGCGGCGGAUAAGUCUCGGUGGCUUGAUGGACGAGGCACGCGAGCGAGCGAUGCGGCUAGGGCCACGAGCAGAAGCAGAGCGCGAGUAUGAUCUCUCCGCCUCGCUGCUGGGCCGGACUAUGGGCCUCAUUUCGCUGCAGCUCUCGUCCGAGACGACAAUGUUUGACUUGCCGCUGGAGAACGGGCUCCGGCGGAUCUGCCACUUCCUCCAUCCUCAAGAUGUGGUGGCACUCGCUUCGACCUGCUACGUCCUCUACGACAUCAUUCUCUCCGACGAGCCGUUCUGGGCAGCGCUCCACUCUGUGGCGUUGAGUAAGACGCAGCAGCGGCAGCCGCUAGCGUCGUCGCGGCGGAUGGUAGCCCAGCCUGCGCUGCUGCGGUCGGCAUCGACCGACGGCUUCUUCCUCGGUUCGCGUAAGAUGCCUUCGCACGAGGAUAUGCACGUCUUCUUUGGCGACGACGAGCUCGCGCACAAGCCGCCGCCCAACCCCAACCGCAGAAAGGCAAUCCGCUCUGCGGCGCUGACCGCUGCUGCCGACGCGGCCUCGCAGCCACGGGCCUCAAACUCGAUCUGGGACGUGGCGCCGUCGUACAAGGCCUACCGCGCGCUUCAGCUCGACAAGCUCUGGGCUGUCUUUACCACGCGCGAACUCCCGCUCGCCAUCCUCGAUACAAACCUCCUGCAGGCCUCCGAGUUUUCACUUCACAACCUUUCGCGGUGCGACGACACGGCGUCGUCCGAGCUUUCGUCGGCGGAGUACUACUCGUCGUACUACUCCUCGGACGACGAGGCCCCGUCGUGUUCUGACCUUGUCUACGCUGGCAGCAACACGCAGAUCUCGAGCUCAUCCUGCUCCAACUCGGAGUGCGACGGCUUGUCGGCGCCAACGACACCGUCGCCGUCUACCUCGCCCUUGAUUGCAUCCAUCCCUGAUCCAAUGGACGAGCCUUUGCAGGCCGGACGUGCAGCCAUCCCGGCGAUGGAGCUGGGCGGCAUGCUGGAAGCAUCAGCGAGCUCUGGCUCAUUCCAUCUCUCGCAUCUUCCGCUUGCACCGGCGAACCCACUUUCCAGAAUCCGCAACUCGCCAGAUGUGGGGCCGUACACUCCGCGACGGCGGCAUCAUCGUCGGCGUCACACGCCGCGCGUCGGUGCCGCCGCCGGCGGUGGCAGCAAGGAGGAUGAGGCUUGGACCAAGGACUCGGAGUUGCUACUGGCGUACACGCUGCGGACUGGAGCCCAUACUCGGUACCGUGGUGGCGAGCGGCGAUCACUCGAGGCGGCGCGGAUGCUUUCGGCGGCAUCCCUGGUGGCGUCGCCAUCUGACUCGGCGCUGGAGGAGCGCGCGGCGCGGUUUGAACUCAUUGCGCAGCAGCUGUUCUGGGCGGCGCUGGCGAACCGGCCGCGGGUCAUGUCAGCGGUGCUCAACACCAACGUCCACGUGGCGUCGGACGAGCGGGUCAUGCUCCUCAAUGCGCACGUCCCACGCAAGCUCAUCGGCCGCAUUCCGGUCCUAACCGACCGGCCGCCGCCGCGGUCUGUGUUUGGAUCCGACGACGCGGCUCGCUGCUCUGAGCCUGCGCUUCACACCUCGCAACUGCUUCGGGCGCUCUCGCUCGACGUGACAUCGAACCAUGUGUGCGAGAGCGAGGAGGCCAUGACUGCCCUGGGACUCGACGGCCUCGGCCCGGACCGGAUCACAACGCUGCUGUUGGAGGCGAUUGUGGCAGGAGCGACCGACACGGCGCUGUAUCUGGUCCGACUCCGCGAUGUCAACGUCAACGUGCCGUACUCGCUCCCACCGCUGCAUGUGGCGACGCUGUACUCACGACCGCUUAUUGUCCGCGCGCUCCUUGAUACGGGCAUGGUCAACGAGGAGUACUUUGAGUCUACCGGACUUGUCUCGCCGCUGCACGUAGCUGCAGCGCGGGGGGACAUGCGGACACUCCACGUCCUCCUUGCCCACUCGAACAUUGACGUCGACACACCGACGCCGAUCCAGGGCGUGCUCGGCGGGCUGUACACCCCGCUCAUGCUCGCGGUCUCCAACAACCACAUCCGUGUAGUGAAGCUCCUGCUUCACGUUGGCGCCUCACCGGAUGUGCAUCGUGCUGAUGGCAUGACUGCGCUCUUCAUUGCCGCCCAUGCCGGCUUUGACGACAUUGCCAACCUCUUGCUCGACGCCGGCGCGUCGACCUCGCCGCCGGCUUCGUCACCGGGCUGGUGGGACGUUGUCGCUCGCGGCUUUCUCACCGAUCUCCGCGAAAAGUGUCUCGGCGGGACCGGCGUGGUCGUCGACGAGGGACUGGUGCACUACAGCGAUGGCGGCGGCGGUCUCACUCGUCCGCGCGCCUACUCGCACUUGCCGGCCAAGACGCUGAGCAAGUCUCCAUCGCUGUACGGCCAUCUGGAGAGCUCCAAGUGGGCCCGCGAGUCGUACGGCCCGCGGCCGAAUCUGAUGGACGUGGCCGAGCGGGUAGAGACCCGCAAGCGAGCGUUGACACUCGCGAGUAGUGUCAGCCGCGGCCGUGACACGUCGGUGUCCGGAUGAGGAAGAGUGCCGGAUAUCGUUUGUCGUUUGUUGAUGGGGGGGGGGGGGGGGGAAAGAAACACU
This is a messenger RNA of Thecamonas trahens ATCC 50062, 3153 nucleotides long. RefSeq lists its product as uncharacterized. Bases 166 to 3090 code for a protein of 974 amino acids. Gene Ontology annotation, molecular function: protein binding. Gene Ontology annotation, cellular component: cytoplasm. NCBI's taxonomy places the organism in Eukaryota, Apusomonadida, Apusomonadidae. The record is from RefSeq and is a predicted model, not a curated record. The transcript has a single exon.